CCCGCCGCCAGCGCCGCCUGCCCUGGUGCCGCCCGGCGCGGAGCGGAGCCCGGCAAGAGCCCGGCGGGGCCGGCCGAGGAUGGGCACGGAGCCCCGGCGGCAGCCGCCCUGCAGGAGAUGAAUUAAAAUGCAGCACACCACGUGCACAGAGGACAGGAUCUACCACGCUCUGGAAAGGUGUCUCCACGGCCUUAGCAGGGACGCUGUGUCCAGCAGAUGGGCUGCCGGGCUGUGCCUGAACUGCUGGAGCCUGCAGGAGCUGGUGAGCCGGGAUGCCAGCAACUACCUCAUCCUGGUGGAGAAGAUCCUGGGCAAGACCAAAGAGGUGCAGGAGAGGUGUGACUACGACCUUGUGACACCCCUGGCUCUGCUCUUCUACUCAGCCGUGCUCUAUGCUCCUCACUUCCCACCUGGCUCUGACCUGCUCCUGAAAGCUGCCAGUGUCUACCACAGCUUCCUGACAUGGCCCGUGCCCUACUGUGACACCUUCCGGGAGCUGCUCACCUUCAUCAGCAAUGAGCUCAAGGCGCCAGGGAUCACGUUCCAGAGGCUGGUGAGGACGGAGCAGGGGCUGCCUGUUAAGAACUACCAGAGCUCCACAGUGACGGUGCUGCUGCUGAAUCGCUCAGAGGUCCAGAGCGAGUUCCUGUCCAUCGCUGAGAAGCUGAGCUCCAGUGAGCCCCCCCAGCACUCCACGCUGGUGCUGCUCCUCCAGCACCUCUACCAGGCCAACUUCGGCACCUGCUGUGACCUGGACAGGCUGCAGCACCUGCUCAAGUCCAAGCCCCUGGAGGAGCUCUCGGAGCUCUACGCCAGUGCUGCCGAUGCACAGGAGGCGGCGGCCGCCAGCAGUGACCCUGCGCUGGCCCGGGAGCGGCUCCAGGCCAUGCUGCGUGACAUCGCCAGGGCUGCCUCCCUUCCUGCCAUUGCAGGCGAGGCCCAGCCCCGCAAGCUGCAGCCCAUCCCUGUCCCCCCUGCUCGCUGCUACACCUACAGCUGGGACCAGGACACCUUUGACAUCCUCAACGAUGUCCUCAGCAAGGAGUGCAGCAUCGCUGAGCCCCUGGCCUCAGAGAAUGAGGAGGAGGAUGAAGAUGAGGAGGAUGUGGAGACUGACGGCGGCUCCCCCGAGCAGGACUCGCUGCUGUCCCCGCUCUGUGCCAUCUCCAGUGACUCCGUGUACUCCGUGCUGUCCGAGGAGAGCUCCAAGCCAUCGCAGGUGUCCCUCUUCGCCUCCUCCAGGGAGUCCAUCUCGGAGCUGACGGUGGUCUCCAGGAAGUCCCUGAAGUCAUUUGUGUCCAGCCUGAAGGACUGCAUGGACAGCGGCUACGCCGAGGACAGUGACGAGAGCUCUCUGGACACGGUGGCCAGGACGGACAGGCCGCUCCCCAGGCAGCGGCAGUCACUGACCAACAGGCUCUACAAGCUGUUCAAGAGCAAGAGCCAGCAGCUGGUGCAGCGCCGGGAGCCGUGCCCGGGGCCGUGCUCGCUGUCGCUGCGGCGCGCCGAGAGCCUGUGCGCGUCCCCGGCCAGGCCGCGCGUCCCUGCGCGCUCGCGCCGCGCGCUCUCGCUGCCGCAGCACGGCCCGGGCUGGUGCGGGCCCGCCGCGCUCGCCUCUCGGCCCCUUGGGCUCCCCCGCCGCCCCUUCCUCAGCUGUGAUGAGGAGGCCAAGGCGGGCACGCUGCGCGUGGUGGUGUUCGGCUCGGACCGCAUCUCGGGCAAGGUGGCCCGCGCCUACCGCGACCUCAGGCUCAAGGAGAGCUCCUGCCCCUCGCUGACACGGUACUUCAGGCUGCUGUUUUUCUACAUCCCCGUGAAGAGGAGCUGUGCGGCUCCAUCCACCCCGCAGAUGCAUCAUCACCCCUCGCUGGCCCUGGGGGACCCCCUGCCCCGGGCACUGGACCCCUCCCUGGCUGGGAUGGAGGGCAGCACCAACGACAUCUCGCACUACAUCGGCCUGCUGGACCCCUGGUAUGAGCGCAACGUCCUGGGGCUGAUGAACCUGCCCAUGGACGUCCUGUGCCAGUGUGCCAAGCCUGAGGCUGAGCCCCAGGAGGACUCCCAGGAGCAGCUGCCCAUCUUGGCAGACAUGAUCCUCUACUACUGCCGCUUCGCCACACGCCCCGUGCUGCUGCAGCUCUACCAGACCGAGCUCACCUUCAUUGGGGGGGAGAAGAGGACCGAGGUCUUCAUCCACUCGCUGGAGCUGGGGCACUCGGCAGCCACGAGGGCCAUCAAGGCCUCAGGUCCAGGCAGCAAAAGGCUGGGAAUAGAUGGAGACAGGGAAGCAAUCCCACUGACACUACAGAUUGCAUACAGCAAGACAGCUGCCAGUGGCAGGAGUCACUGGAAUGAUGUGGAGAAGGUCUGCACAUCCGUCAACCUCAGCAAGGCCUGCAGGAAGCACGAGGAGCUCGCCUCGAAGACAGAAUGUCUCAACUUAACCAUGACUGAGGUGGUCAAGAGGCAGAAUUCCAAAUCCAAGAAAAGUUUCAAUCAGCAGAUCAGCAUGUCCCAGAUCAAAGUGGACAAGGUCCAGAUCAUUGGGGUCCAGUCCUCCUUUGCCGUGUGCCUGGACCAGGAUGAGCAGAAGAUCCUGCAGAGUGUGACCAGGUGUGAGAUCUCCGUGUGCUACAAGCCCAGGGACAGCAACCCCCUGGCACCCAGAGGGUCCCCAGUGCCCCCCCAGGACCCCUCUGAGUUCCACUCCCUGCUGUGUUUGCCCAUUGCCACCUUCAGUGGGGCACUGCCAUAGAGGGGCCGUGUCCCUCCAGACCAUCCUGCACCAAUCAGUGAGGGGAAGGAAGAGGAUGCCCAGCCCUGCUUGGCCAAGAGCUGCUGCAGCUGAGGAGUCGUUGUGGUGUCGGGGUGGUGCCUGCUCCUGCUCCAGGCUCAGCCCCUCCUUGGGAAGUGGGAUCUUCGUGCUCUGGUGUCACUGGGGGCUCCUCAGCAAGGGGAGGAAGGUGGUUCCUGGAUAUCUCCCUGUGGAUCAGCAGAUGCCAACACUGGGGUGGGAGGGCAGGGCAAGGACAGGGAUAUUCCCUGGCAGAAAAUGGUGCAGGUGGGAUAUGGGGGGGAUAUUUGGGAAAAGGAAUGUCCUUGGCUCAGUGGUGUCAGGUGUCCGUCAGUGCAUGGGAAUUACAGCUCCCAUUGUAUUGGUGAAAUACCAGCCCAUGUCCUGGUGGUAUUUCACCUGUGAGGUCGAGGAUGCUCAGUACAGUUUUUUGGGAUGGGGGACAGAUUUCCCAAGGUUUCCAUUCCCUUCUGGAGGCUGGGUGUCCUGCAGGGAAACAGAGCAGGGAUCCUGCAGCAUGGGCUGCGUGUGUCCCAGGGAAUUGAGUGCAAUAGGGCACCCCAGGGCAAGGACAGCUGGUGGUGGAUCCAUGUAUUUCCUGUACAUCCAGGAGAAGAAUUCCCAAUUCCUGCAGGACUCCAGCACUGACCUGUACUCUGAGUCCAGGAGCAUCCUGCUCCCAGCACUGUGUGCCAGAGCCAGCGCAGGGCUGAACCCUCUGUAGCUGCUGGAAAUCCAUCAGGAGCAGGGAGGGAAGUACUGGGGGAAGCACCAGCAUUGCCUCAGGUACCUGCAGGGUCACCUUUGCUGGAGAAGGACCCAGCACCAAACCCAGCGAGUAACACCUGCAAGCGACAGCAGGAUUUGAGAUCCUCCCCCCAACAAACACUCCAACCUCCUCCCCCUUUCUGCAAGGCUGUGGAUACAGAAAGGUGCAAUAUUUGAGGAUAUUUAGGGAUAGUCUGACCCCAUGAACAAAGACAUAAGGCUGUUCUGGGUGGUUUUUGGGGAUUGUAUCACUGCUAGCAGCACAAGAGCUCAUUGCCUGCUGCAGACUCAAAGGAGCUUGAUCCCAAGGUUCUCUGUUUCCUGGAGAUGUCUGGAAGGGACCCCUAGCACUGCUGGGGGCUGCAGGGCUCAGCUGCAAUGGGGUCAGUUCAGGGGGUCCCUUGAUCCUCCAGGAAACAGGACCUGGUGAGCUCUUAGCACUGUCCCCAAGGGCUGGUGGCACAUCAGCAGUGUCACUUCAGGUUCAAUCUGCCAGGGAAAGCGCCGGAGCUCCUGGGGGUUCAGGUGUCUCAGCAGAGUGGGGGUCAGGUUUGUCUGCUGCAUCCCCCCAUCCCUGCUGGAAGUGUUGGGGAUCCCUCCUGUGGCCCUGACUCUGCUGCUGGCCACUGUCCCUUUGCUGGGGACAGCUUGGCCUGGGCCAGGGAUGAGCACCAUGGUCCCCAAGGUGUUCCCUGGUAUCCUCAGCAGCUCUGGGUGCAGCUCCUGUCAGGGCCAGAGAUGAGGAAAUCUUUGAUGUGCCGGUGCUCCCGAGGCCUCUGCACUUCCCCCUCCUGCUUGAAUCCACCACCCCGGACUGGAGCUGCCCUGGGGAUCAAGGAAAGCUCCUCGGGGGGGUGAAGCAUCCCUUGGGCACAAGCAGGAGCCCUGGCCCCAGCCCAGAGCAGAGCCAGGGUGGUCUCCCAGCAAAGAUCCCCCUUCUCUGGCCUCACAGUGGCUCCAGGAGCACCCAGCUUAUCCAAGUGCACGGCGCAGUGUCUGUCCUUGCAGGGACCCCCAGCACAGCCAGGCUCUGCUGUGCUGUCCCUGCUCCAGGAUGCCUGGGCACUCCUCUCCAGAACUAUUGUCAGCCAAAUAGGCUCCAAGGAUCCAAAUCCAAUUUUAGUGGCUCUUUUCAUGCACUUGGAAAAGGUUUUCUCACCGACUUUUCCUUCCCAAAACAGGUUUGUGGUGUGUUCUCUCCAGUGGGGCUGGAGUUUGGCAGGGGGUUGUUUUUGUUCAGGGCUUUAAAACAGCCCCUCACCCUGUCAAACACUCCUCUCAGGGAUCUUGGUAUCCAUGGCUAAAUCCGUGCCAGGACAGAAAUCCCUCUGGGUUCAGUUGGCCCUGCAGCAAUCCUGGAGAAGAGAAUUUCCACCCCAUAGAGAAAACCAAGCAUAAACUCCAGGCACUCAGAAUUCUGGAGAAGGUUUUGACCUCUGAUUCUGUCUGGAAAUGAAAGAAUUCCAGGGUUCUUUGGGGUCGUCUUUGUACAUUUGUGUAGCCUCAACAAAUCUGUGUAAAGUCUGUGCUGAUCUGUAAAAUAUUGUGCAGAGAACUUUUAAAGUAAUUGUAAAAUAUUAAAAGUUGAUUUA
Molecule: messenger RNA, 5154 nt
Organism: Poecile atricapillus (Black-capped chickadee)
Lineage: Eukaryota; Metazoa; Chordata; Aves; Passeriformes; Paridae
Gene: PIK3R5
Product: phosphoinositide-3-kinase regulatory subunit 5
Exons: 19
Coding region: 128-2755 (875 amino acids)
Biological process (GO): G protein-coupled receptor signaling pathway; positive regulation of MAP kinase activity
Cellular component (GO): phosphatidylinositol 3-kinase complex, class IB
Molecular function (GO): 1-phosphatidylinositol-3-kinase regulator activity
Source: RefSeq, a predicted model, not a curated record